Messenger RNA from Lasiosphaeria miniovina, 985 nucleotides. RefSeq lists its product as uncharacterized. The transcript has a single exon. The record is from RefSeq and is a predicted model, not a curated record. Lineage: Eukaryota; Fungi; Ascomycota; Sordariomycetes; Sordariales; Lasiosphaeriaceae. The coding region runs from base 117 to 686 and encodes 189 amino acids.
GGUAUACGAGACAUAACUGAAGACGACGAAACGCGGCUCACACCCACACCCACAUCCACACCUACACCAACACUUACACACGUGACCUAUAAACCAAGAUAAGAUGAAAGAGCUCUAUGAUGCAAUUUAUUCUAUGCUUCUUGAUUCUUCUCCUCCCCAGUAUCUCUAGUUCUUGUUCUUGUACUGUACUGUACUAUACAGUGGCAGUGCAUUGCAUUGCAUUGGCCAAAGCAGCGAGGUGUCUAAUAAGAGGGUCAAAGUUUUUUUUAAAAGUGCCAGGAAACAAAAAAGGGGUAAACCAGCAAAACAGCAGCAGUAGGAAGAGUAGGCAGCACCGCUGUCAACAUCAACAUCAUCAACAACGACAGAAAGACAUCCCUCUACCCUCCUCUCUCUCGUGUCUAUGGUCAAGAGUGAAGAAAAAAGAGAGAAGAGGGAGAGCAAAAACUAGUAUCCGCAACAAGUCUAAGUGCGUGAGCGUGAGCGUGAGCGUGAGAGAGUUCGAGAGAGUGUGUAUGUGCUGGUUUUGUGUGUAUGUGUGUUCUGUUUUUGUUUCUGUAUCGUUGACGACAGCGAACCGAACGAACAGCAACAACCACCUCCCGCCAGAUGUAAAAAUAAAAAAAAACCCUCCAUUGACUAAUAUACACCUCCCCUUCUUGUCCCCGCAACAUGCUUUCUUUUAACCAAUGACCAGCUUGUCGUCGUCGGAAAAGUCGUACGCCGGGAUCUCGAGGUUCAGCGGCGCGGGUCCUUUCCUUAUGCGGCCGGAGAUGUCGUAGUGGGAGCCGUGGCACGGGCAGAACCAACCUCCGUAGUCGCCGGCCUCGCCGAUGGGUACACAUCCCAAGUGUGUGCACACGCCUGGUCAAAGGUGUCAGCAACUCUCGUGUCCGGUUCUCGGGACUCCUCCCUCGGUUCUCUUUUUCAGGCUAGCUGUCUCGGAAGCCUCGGGGAUCGUAAAGAGCUCCAGCACAAACACAAA